Heteronotia binoei (common prickly gecko) is the source of this 1791-nucleotide messenger RNA. RefSeq names its product O-sialoglycoprotein endopeptidase like 1 (gene OSGEPL1). The transcript is spliced from 10 exons. Gene Ontology annotation, biological process: tRNA threonylcarbamoyladenosine modification. Gene Ontology annotation, cellular component: mitochondrion. The record is from RefSeq and is a predicted model, not a curated record. NCBI's taxonomy places the organism in Eukaryota, Metazoa, Chordata, Lepidosauria, Squamata, Gekkonidae. Bases 1 to 1791 code for a protein of 596 amino acids.
AUGCUCCAUGGGGCGGGGCUGAGGACGACGUUGACAGAGCGCCGAAGGGAGGCAACGGCCGCCAUCUUGGCUAAGGGCACAAGGACCGCCUCGAUCCAACGCGGUCUCCCUAGCAGCCCCUUCUCGCGACCGUCACGCUCCGCCUCCUCUUGGCCGGCCGCCUUCUCCCCCUCACAAAUCCCAUUGGCUCACCGUCGCUCACGUGGUUUCUCCCUCCCUCCCUCUUCCUCCGCGCUCGAGGCCCGCGCGCUCUUCCCCGCCCGCCAGUUGAACUGGGAGCGCGAGAGGGGCGGUUGGUUUAACGUCGCCAAGGGGGCGGGGCAGCGCGUGACAGGAAAGUCAAGGGAGUCAUUAGUCCUUUCUAAGGCGACAGAUGGUGAGAUGAACUUUCCACCUCCAACGUACACAACCUUUGGCUACCUUCCACAUCACAUUGUGCACAAAUUGCUGCCAGUUGAGAACUGCAGAGUUAGACUGACCAUGCAGCAAAGCAGUUCUCAGCUUCUUGCGACUGCUAAAUUGCUUUCCGGGCGCACCUGCCUGCCAAAAUAUUCACCCGCGAGCGCUGUUGGAACGGCGAUUUCAAAAUCUGCGAAAUGUUGCUCAAGUAACGACUUGAGAAGGGCUGCCCAACAGUGCAACCAGGGCUUUUCAACAAAAAUAGUCCUAGGAAUUGAAACCAGUUGUGAUGAUACCGGAGCUGCUGUGGUGGAUGAAAUGGGCAACGUUUUGGGAGAAGCUCUGCAUUCUCAAGGCGAGGUGCAUUUGAAAACAGGUGGGAUUAUUCCUCCCGUGGCCCAGCAGCUUCACCAGGAGAACAUCGCACGGAUAGUAGAGCAAGCGCUCUCCGACAGCGGCGUUGGUGUGGACGACCUCUCCGCCGUGGCCACCACUGUGAAGCCGGGACUCGCCUUAAGCCUCGGCGUCGGGUUGAGCUACAGCUUAAAACUGGUGGAGAGGCACCAGAAGCCGUUUAUCCCUAUCCAUCACAUGGAGGCUCACGCGUUGACCAUUAGGGCAACCGACCGAGUCGAGUUUCCUUUCUUAGUGCUUUUGGUCUCCGGGGGUCACUGUCUGCUGGCAGUAGCACGAGGCGUUUCGGAUUUCCUUCUCCUCGGACAAAGCGUGGACAUUGCACCGGGGGACAUGUUGGAUAAGGUAGCCAGAAGGCUUUCUUUACAGCAGCACCUGGAGUGCUCUGGUUUGAACGGUGGAAAAGCGAUAGAAAACCUGGCCCAGCGAGGAAACAAGCUACGCUAUGGAUUCAAAGUUCCCAUGGAGCGACUCUUGAAUUGCAGCUUCUCCUUUUCUGGGCUUCAGAGCAUGGUUGACAGAGCGAUUACACAGAAGGAAAAGGAAGAAGGCCUUCAGCAAGGGCAGCUCUUGUCCUGUGUCUCAGACCUGGCUUCAGCAGUUCAGCACACCGUUGCGGUUCAUAUCGCCAGGCGGACUCACCGAGGCAUUCUCUUCUGCAUGCAAAAGGGCAUCUUACCGCAAAAUGACGCAACUCUAGUGGUCUCUGGAGGUGUUGCAAGCAAUCAGUAUAUCCGCAAAACACUGCAGAUUGUGACGGAUGCCACUGGCUUCUCCUUACUGUGCCCGCCUCCCAGGCUGUGCACCGACAACGGUGUCAUGAUUGCAUGGAACGGCAUUGAAAGGUUGCGUGCAGGAUUGGGCAUCCUCCAUAGCACCGAGGGCAUAAGAUAUGAACCAAAGGCUCCUCUUGGAACUGAUAUCUCAGAGCAAGUCGAAAAAGCUGCCAUCAAAGUGCCAGAACUUAAUCUGACGUGA